AAUGGGAAAUAGCCUGGACAUAUCGAGCAUCCCAAAAUGUGUGGUUUUGAAUUCUGUCUCUCUUAUUUUACACUGAGCAUCAUUGUAAUGCUUGAGCUCCCAGACAAAGAUGAAGUGGGUAGAGAAAGAAAGAGACGGAGGCAAGAGUCUCAGUGGGUAUCAGAUCAGAGUUUGGGGCGAAACAAGGGAAUGAGAAGAAGUGUCCCCUCCAGGCUCCUCCACAUCUCACAUUAAACGUCAUUGAAGCAAAAAUGUCUGAUGGUGCUGCAGUUUGGAUUGGUCUGACUGACAGUGAUGAGGAGGGCAGAUGGAAAUGGGUUGAUGGCAGCACACUGACCUCUGGCUUCUGGAUGUCUGGGGAUCAAAAUGGAGAUAGAGGAGAGAACUGUGUUCUAACUUAUACACCAGGAUGGGCUGAUUAUUCAUGUAAUGAUCAUUUUCAAUGGAUCUGUGAGAAAACCAUUAAAACAAGACAUUAAAUCACAGACUUGUUUAUGCUGUAAAUUAUGAACAGACAUAAAGGUCUUUCUCUCCUUAAGACAAUCUAAGCAAAAUAUAUACACAAUUAUGUUCUCUUCCACAGUAUCUGAAGUUCUUCAGUGUUCACUUCAUUCACUUUAACAUCUUCUGUACCACUUAUAACUUGAUGCCAUAUUUAUUGUCUAUCAGGUCAUCAUCAGAAAUAUUUCUAAGUAGAAUUUUACCUCUCACAAUAGUCCAAGACUUACUGAUUUCCAAAUGUUUCUGUAUUAACCCAAAACUAUACUCCCCAGAAUAUCUGACUUUCCUUUAACUCAACUGCCAUGAACAGGGAGCCCUGAGCAGAUUCCUGAGCAUCUUGGGUGAUAUUUAUGAGUCUGUGAACGAGACGGCAGAGACACACAGAGCAGCCAGACUAAACGCAACAUUCAGUAUUAUAAUGUCUGACUAUAAAAGACUAGAGAUGUCUGAGGUCAUUUAUGAGUGUGUGAGCAGGACUGAGCUUCAGGACAUAGACAGAGAGAGAGUGGAGAUGAUUCUGGGUAUCUGUGACAGUAUGAGAGAUCAUGACUUCAGGACAGAGACAAACACACAUCAACCACUGCAGCGUACAGGAAGUGAUCAUGUAAAGAUCAGAAGCUCCAGAGCUGCUCCAGCGUGUGUGGUGCUGCUGUGUGUUCUUCUGCUGACUGCAGUCAUAGUGCUGCUACUAAACAAGAUUACCAGCCUCACAGAAGAGAGAGACCAGCUGCUAAACAAGAUUACCAACCUCACAGAAGAGAGAGAUCAGCUACUAACCAAGAUUACCAACCUCAUAGAAGAGAGAGAUCAGCUACUAACCAAGAUUACCAACCUCACAAAAGAGAGAGAUCAGAUGCUAACCAAGAUUACCAGCCUCACAGAAGAGAGAGACCAGCUACGAACCAAGAUAACCAGCCUCACAGAAGAGAGAGACCAGCUACGAACCAAGAUUACCAUCCUCACAAAAGAGAGAGACCAGCUACGAACCAAGAUUACCAUCCUCACAAAAGAGAGAGACCAGCUACGAACCAAGAUUACCAGCCUCACAGAAGAGAGAGACCAGCUACUAACCAAGAUUACCAGCCUCACAGAAGAGAGAGACCAGCUGCUAACCAAGAUUACCAGCCUCACAGAAGAGAGAGACCAGCUACGAACCAAGAUUACCAUCCUCACAAAAGAGAGAGACCAGCUACGAACCAAGAUUACCAUCCUCACAAAAGAGAGAGACCAGCUACGAACCAAGAUAACCAGCCUCACAGAAGAGAGAGACCAGCUGCUAACCAAGAUUACCAGCCUCACAGAAGAGAGAGACCAGCUACUAACCAAGAUUACCAGCCUCACAGAAGAGAGAGACCAGCUACGAACCAAGAUAACCAGCCUCACAGAAGAGAGAGACCAGCUACGAACCAAGAUUACCAUCCUCACAAAAGAGAGAGACCAGCUACGAACCAAGAUUACCAUCCUCACAAAAGAGAGAGACCAGCUACGAACCAAGAUUACCAGCCUCACAGAAGAGAGAGACCAGCUACUAACCAAGAUUACCAGCCUCACAGAAGAGAGAGACCAGCUGCUAACCAAGAUUACCAGCCUCACAGAAGAGAGAGACCAGCUACGAACCAAGAUUACCAUCCUCACAAAAGAGAGAGACCAGCUACGAACCAAGAUUACCAUCCUCACAAAAGAGAGAGACCAGCUACGAACCAAGAUAACCAGCCUCACAGAAGAGAGAGACCAGCUACUAACCAAGAUUACCAGCCUCACAGAAGAGAGAGACCAGCUACUAACCAAGAUUACCAGCCUCACAGAAGAGAGAGACCAGCUGCUAACCAAGAUUACCAGCCUCACAGAAGAGAGAGACCAGCUACGAACCAAGAUUACCAACCUCACAGAAGAGAGAGACCAGUUACGAACCAAGAUUACCAGCCUCACAGAAGAGAGAGACCAGCUACUAACCAAGAUUACCAGCCUCACAGAAGAGAGAGACCAGCUACGAACCAAGAUUACCAGUCUCACAGAAGAGAGAGAUCAGCUACUAACCAAGAUUACCAGCCUCACAAGAGAGAGAGACCAGCUACGGACCAAGAUUAUCAGCCUUACAAAAGAGAAAGACCAGCUACUAACCAAGAUUACCAGCCUCGCAGAGGAGAGAGACCAGCUAAAAAUCACAAUCAAAGCUUUAAAAACAGAGAAAGAUCCGUUAUUGAUCGAGAACCAAAACCUGACAAAUAAAUUGAAAGAGUUAUUAUCCAAGUAUGAUGAUCUAAUAAAUCAACUUAAUGAAAUGGAUGGAUGGAUUUACUUUCAAUUCAGUUUUUACUACAUUUCCUCUGAGGAGAUGAGCUGGACUGAGAGCAGAAGAGACUGUACAGAGAGAGGAGCAGAUCUGAUCAUCAUAAACAACAGAGAGGAACAAGAUUUUGUUAUGAAAAGGUCUAAUUGUCCUGGAGUCUGGAUUGGUCUGACUGACAGUAAUGUGGAGGGCAGAUGGAAAUGGGUUGAUGGCACCAUGAUGACCUCUGGGUUCUGGAGGUCUGGCGAGCCAAGUGGAGGUAGAUGUGAGAACUGUGUUCUAACUGAUUCAUCAGGGUGGGCUAAUUAUCCAUGUAAUUAUCAUUAUCAAUGGAUCUGUGAGAAAACCAUUAAAACAAGACAUUAAAUCACAGACUUGUUUAUGCUGUAAAUUAUACAGACAGACAUAAAGGUCUUUCUCUCACUUUAAGACAAUCUAAGGAAAAUAUAUACAAACAUGGGUUUUCUUUCUCAGUUUGUUUUAACACUUAAAGCCUUUAUGUUUAAUGCAUUAUAAAGGUAUUUAUAAUGUGUUAUAAUGUACUAUAUCUUUUCAUAAAUAAUUGUAACCAAAGUUAAAAUGUGUUAUAAUUGUAGAUUCUUUGUUACAUCUGAAAUGGUCUUGUUUGUCAUGUGUUUUGUCAUGUUUGAAUGCAUUAUAAGGAAUAAUUAAUGCAUUAAAAUACUUUUAUGUAUAAAGGAUUUAUGUAAAGUGUUAUUAAAUGUAUGUUCAAUUAAUCACUAGUGAAAAUAUAA
This is a messenger RNA of Ctenopharyngodon idella (grass carp), 3546 nucleotides long. RefSeq names its product centrosomal protein of 135 kDa. The record is from RefSeq and is a predicted model, not a curated record. The transcript is spliced from 8 exons. Lineage: Eukaryota; Metazoa; Chordata; Actinopteri; Cypriniformes; Xenocyprididae. The coding region runs from base 920 to 3157 and encodes 745 amino acids.